This is a messenger RNA of Mizuhopecten yessoensis (Yesso scallop), 1416 nucleotides long. RefSeq lists its product as uncharacterized. The record is from RefSeq and is a predicted model, not a curated record. The coding region runs from base 186 to 836 and encodes 216 amino acids. Lineage: Eukaryota; Metazoa; Mollusca; Bivalvia; Pectinida; Pectinidae. The transcript is spliced from 2 exons.
AUUUUAUAUGUUAAUUGUAAGUUAUGGUCAGUGGUUUUGUGUGUCGGUAUCUAUCGGUACUAACAUGCAAGGUAUCCUCAUUGUUCGUUCCCUUCAUCUAGUUUACAUCAAAAGGUGAUAAAAUCUGUAGUUCCUGAUGACGUCACAUCACUACCUUUCAGCCUCUGUAUCUCGUCCGUCGCCUCAUGGAUCUUAUGCGAUUAAAUUAUACGCGUGUGUGCUUUAUACAAAGUAUAAAUUGUAGCGAUGAAGUUUUUUCUUUUCUUUUAAAUGUGGUCUUAUCUGCUAUACCCUCCACACUAGAUACACACACGGACAUGCGUCCGGCUAACCCUUCAUAUACACACACGGACAUCCGUCUAGCUAACCUUUCAGAUACACACACGGACAUCCGUACAGCUAACCCUUCAGAUACACACACGGACAUCCGUACAGCUAACCCUUCAGAUACACCCACGGACACCCGUACAGCUAACCCUUCAGAUACACACACGGACAUCCGUACAGCUAACCCUUCAUAUACACACACGGACACCCGUACAGCUAACCCUUCAGAUACACCCACGGACAUCCGUACAGCUAACCCUUCAGAUACACACACGGACAUCCGUACAGCUAACCCUUCAGAUACACCCACGGACAUCCGUCCAGCUAACCCUUCAGAUACACCCACGGACACCCGUACAGCUAACCCUUCAGAUACACCCACGGACAUCCGUCCAGCUAACCCUUCAGAUACACACACGGACACCCGUACAGCUAACCCUUCAGAUACACACACGGACAUCCGUCCAGCUAACCCCUUCAGAUACACCCACGGACACCCGUACAGCUAACCCUUCAGAUACACACACGGACACCCGUACAGCUAACCUUUCAGAUACACACACGGACAUCCGUCCAGCUAACCUUUCAGAUACACACACGGACAUACGUCCAGCUAACCCCUUCAGAUACACACACGGACAUAUAUACACACACGGACACCUGUCCAGCUAAUCCUUCAGCAACUUGAACACCUGUUUAGCUAAUCCAUACGGAAAUUAAUUAAACCCUUACUAACAGAAUAAGCUGCACAAUGGCACGACACACACGGCAGUCAUGGGAAAAGUCCUGGCAUAUUGACAAAUGUAAUUUGUUGUAAAUUAAUUAACUCAAGUGCAAGGUUGACUAUCAACAAAGUGUCACUCCAUUCGACGAUCUUAGCUAAAACAACAUAAUCGGAGUGUUCGUACCUGAGAAUUUAGUACGUAUUUUGACCACAUGCCUUUUUCCUUUUUAUUAAAUCGACCUUUUAUCAAAAUUAAUAUCUAUACCUUUUGACAUGAACCUUUGUUUGUGAUGUAGUACUGUUAUGUACAUUUUAUCUUGCUAAAAUUGAUGAGAGUCUGUAUUUUUUCUAAUUGUGUGAAUGUG